Messenger RNA from Pseudo-nitzschia multistriata, 1979 nucleotides. NCBI's taxonomy places the organism in Eukaryota, Bacillariophyta, Bacillariophyceae, Bacillariales, Bacillariaceae. The record is from the annotation of a GenBank genome assembly.
CGAAAACCAGCACUUGCUAUUGCUACAAACACCACAGCACAGCACAGCACAGCACAGCACAGCACAGCACAGCACAGCACAGCACAGCACAGCACAGCACAGCACAGCACAGCACAGCACAGCACACCUCACCUCACCACGAUGGUGCACCCGGCGACGACGGCACAGAGGUCCGUAUGCCUCGUGUUUCUGGUCCUGGCAUCCGCGUCGUCGCUUUCCCCGGCUUUGGUUUCUUAUCCGUUUCCGGUCCCCGGGGCGUUAUCGAUCCGGUCGUCCCCGGGAGGCUCCACCCUGCUGGGAAUGCAGAGCGGCAGUGGUGGUGGUGGCAGUUGUAUUCCAGGCAGCCUCGGCGACGGCACCAUCGACACACCCACCAACGACGACGGCAACGGCAACGACGACGGCAACGGCAACGACGACAACCAACCCGGCAGAGAUCCGAGCGAGCCCAACGGCCCCCCCGCGGCGACGCACGUGGUGCUGGUCCUGGGCGGAUCGGGAUACACCGGACGCAGGGUCUGCAGGGAACUGGUGCGAUCGAUGGGGGACCUUCGGGGCAGCGGCGGUGGGGACCCCGUCUCGGCGGUGGUUUCGGUGUCCCGGUCCGGGAGGCCAAACGGCGGAAGCAGCAGCAUUAGCAGCAGCAAACGCUGGGAGGAGGAGGUGGACUGGAUCGCGGAARACUUGCUGGGCGGCGGGGCGGGAGACGACGGCCCGGAACAACUGCUUGAACAGCUGCGGGGGGUUCUCGGCAGGGUCCGGGAAAAGGGCGGCAACCMYGGCGGGUCCCCUUCUUCGGAACUCUUCGACCUCACGGUGGUCGGCUGCAUCGGCAACGCCAAUCCCUCGCCGGAGUGGACCGGCCUGUGGGGCCUGGGCUUUGACAACGAGCGGCUCCUCRAGGAGAACGGGGGGGUCUACGAGGCCUUUUGCGCAAAGACCCUCGGGCCCCUCCUGGGGGGAGCCGGGGGGGAGCCGCUKGUCCGGCUGCGCCGGUGCGUCCUCCUCUCCCUCGGCUACGAGGCCCAAAAGUGCCUCGAGGGACCCCUGGAGGGCUUUGUGGAGGGGAAGCGCCUCGCGGAAAGGGGCUUUCUAGAGGCGCUARGGGACGAAACAAAAGGCCGGGCCCUUGCUUCGAUCCCUCCCGAGGAAAACAUGGUCGUCCUCGGGCUGCCCUAUSUGGUGUACGGGGGCCGGCGGUUUCCGCGGCUUGGCGCCCUCUACCGCUGGUUGGUCGAGUCGGCCCCCGCCCGGGCCUACGUGGGGGCCAACCGGGCCCUGCGGUCCCUGUCCAAGACCACUACGGAGGACUGGCUGGAAUCGAUGGUGCGUCUUUUUGUUGUGGAAUGUCGYUGGAACUACAWUGGUUGCGUUGCGUUGUGUGUUGAGUGUUUUGUGUGUUAUGUAAUUCUUAUCGUCUACCGGGAUUGUUUCGGUCGUUUCCGACACGCUUCUUGCUUCUCACUCUCUUUCUCUCWCUCUCUCUCCAGGUGUUUUCGUCGCCGAUCGAUGUCGAUGCGGUGGGAGAGAUUGCGGCCAUGGCCGCGAGGGGACUCGUCACCCGGCCCAUCGUCAACGACGGACAGCCGCGGAAGCAGGACUUUUUYGACACCUCCGGGCAGCCGAUCGAGUACGAAAACGUUCUCUUUCUGGACGGGACCCACGCCAUCGAGGCCGCGAUCGAYCACCUAAGGGUCUCCCGCGGGCCGCAAAGGCGGGAAAUCCGCGAGAGGAACGGCGAGAACCCAUCGCUGGCAAAAGCGCUGCCCCGGUGGGAAGGAGCGCUGGUCGGGAAACGGCCGUAUCUGUUCCCGGUUCCCGUUGUGGCUUUCUUUGCGUCGUUCUUCUGGGCCGUGGUCACGGAACAAUUCGUGCAACCCCCRGCGUAACACUUAAAAAAGGGAUGGAUUCAUUUGAGUUGUACUUGCACUUGUCGUAGAACCGAGACCGGUGUGGAGCAAUAAUAAUGUGAUGCUCUG